Messenger RNA from Anneissia japonica, 342 nucleotides. Its product is annotated as 60S ribosomal protein L21-like. The record is from RefSeq and is a predicted model, not a curated record. The transcript has 2 exons. Gene Ontology annotation, biological process: translation. The annotation marks the transcript as partial. Lineage: Eukaryota; Metazoa; Echinodermata; Crinoidea; Comatulida; Comatulidae. Gene Ontology annotation, molecular function: structural constituent of ribosome. Gene Ontology annotation, cellular component: cytosolic large ribosomal subunit; ribosome.
UUUAUCAAGUACCAAUUUGAUUUUGGUUUCAGGCAUCGAAUUAUUCCAAAGAGAAUCAAUGUACGAAUUGAACACAUCAAGCCAUCAAAGUGCAGGUCCGAUUUCUUAAAACGUGUAGCAAAGAACGAGGAGUUGAAGAAGGCAGCAAAAGAGACUGGUGAAAGGCUGAACCUUAGGCGACAAGCAAAGCAACCCAGACCUGGACAUUUUGUCUCUGCCAAGGGAAACCAACCUCAAGAUGUUGAGCCCAUCCCAUAUGAGUUCAUUGCUUAAUUAGUCGCUUGAAACUUGUUAAAGAAUUUAAAAUGGACUGAAAAUAAAUAUUGUCAAAGAUGAAGUAAA